UACACAACCACUUAACAAACAGUCAAAAAAAUAAUUAUUAAAAUUUUAGGCUUUCUUCCUGUAGUGUCCCGGAUUGAGUCGUAUUUAUAAGCUUAGUUUUUUAGAAACAAAAUUUCAAAAGUGUAAUGAUGCCAGGCAGAUUAGGACUUUCCAUAAUGCAAGAAAAUCCAUUGUGGAUUUCUUGGCAUGAUUCUAACUGGAUACCAAUACUGAAUCCGACUAAUGUUAUGGAUUAUUUCUCGGAAAAAUCCAACCCUUUUUAUGACCGUACUUGCAACAACGAAAUUGUGCGAAUGCAGCGACAGAGUUUAGAUGUUUUAAAUAACAUGACUGGCGUUGAAUAUAUAUUAUUGCAUGUACAAGAUCCAAUUCUAUAUGUAAUUCGAAAGCAACAUCGACACAAUUCAAACGAGGCAACUCCUUUGGCAGAUUAUUAUAUAAUCGCCGGAACCGUUUACCAAGCGCCGGAUUUAUCCAGUGUUUUUAACUCCAGAAUACUGUCUACUGUACAUCAUCUACAGAGUGCUUUUGAAGAAGCUAGUUCAUUUUCGCGUUAUCAUCCAAGUAAGGGAUAUUCGUGGGACUUCUCUUCUAAUAAAGCAAUUACCGAAAAAAACCGAAGUGAAAAAGAGAAGGAUGUUCCUGCUAAGGAAGAGCCUAGUUCAAUUUUUCAAAGACAACGUGUGGAUAUGUUGCUUGCUGACUUACUGCGAAAGUUUCCUUUACCAUUACUCCAUAUGCAUCAACAGCAAAAUUCAUCUAAUGCAAAUCAAAAUGGGCUUACCAACACAAAUAUUGGCAACGAAGGUCCAUUUGAUAAUGGAUUAGAAUUUGCGAACGUUAAACAAGAAACUUUGGAGCAUGCAUCAAACAAUCAUAUUUCCAGUCCUAAUCUAGUUGCACAUGUUAGUAUUAAAGAAGAGGGUAGAAGUGACAUGAAACCUCCACCAGAAAAAAAAUAAAAUGUAACAAUUUCAAGUACAGCAGCAUGAUUCGCAAAUUGAGCCCAUGUUCCAACCAAAAAGCAUUUGAAUGUCAAAAUUCUAUCGAAUUUUCAAGCUUAGAAAUUUCUAUCAACUGUCAGUCGGCCCAAUUAGCGAAUCACGAUUCGAUAGUUGGAGCACAGACAAACAGACAUAACACUUGAAAGAAAAAUCAACAAAAAUUAUCGAAUCACACAUUUUGCCUGAACACUAGCACCAUCUAUGAUCGACAUUCCCAAAUAUCAAAUAGCAACAGGAGUAUCCCUCGAAAUAGCAAGUAUUUUUUAUGGGGCAUUCCCCUUCGUUCGUUAAAAAGUGCCACUUUGACCAAAACGGAGACAUUCUCAACUAAGCCCAAAUUUGAAAUGACGGCUUAAUCGGUACGAAGAAUGAAAAACGAGUGUCUGUUUGUCUGUGGUUCGAGUGCAAUCGUAACUCAAUUAACGAAUUUAGGCUAUAUAUGUUUACUUUACCAAUUUUUUAAAGUUAGCCAAUUUCUAAAGACAUGACACUCGUUUUCCAUUCUUCGUACCGAUUAAACCAUCAUUUCAAAUUUAGGCUUAGUUGGGAAUGUCUCCGUUUUGGUCGAAGUGGCGCUUUUUAACGAAAGAAGGGGAAUGCUCCAUAAAAAUACUUCCUAUUUCGAAAGAUACUCCUGUUGCUAUUUGAUAUUUGGGAUUGUCGAUCAUAGAUGGUGCUAGUGUUCAGGCUAAAUGUGAGGAACGAUCAUUUUCGUUGAUUUUUCUUCCAAGAGUUAUGUCUGUUUGUCUGUGCUUUCGGUGGUUUUUUCUUGGGUGUUUUUAGGCUGCGAACCAUUUCGCGAAAUUUUUUACUUUUCAGUUAAAAUUUGAAAGUUCAAUUUCAAUAGUUAUUUCUCCUCGAGUGGUUAAAAUUGCGAAAUGCGAACUAUUUCAUAUUUUGAAGGAUUGGUAGCUAUUUUACUUAAUAGGAGCAAAUAAGGUCAGGAUGCAGAUAUGUCUCUGCAAUAGCGAGUAUGUUUAUUCAACCUGGGUUAGAACUGGAUGAAUUUCUGGUGUUCAAUUGCUACUUUUUAAUAGAUAAAAUUCAUCUAAUUUCACCCCGUGUAGAAUAAAUCAAUUCGCUGUAAGAUAAGUAGGUAUCCAUCUGAGCAGGGAUGGUUCGAUCACUUUGACACAAUUUCAAUUCAUUUAACAGUACCCAGCGCAAAGUUAUAUAUGGGCCAUUUGUAGAACUACUGUAUUACCUGACUCAUAACGAAUAUAAGUGUUACUGAAAUAAAAUGAUAGGUACCUAUGGUUUUAUUCGUUUAUAACGUAUAUGGAUAUUCAGUUAAUACGAACAGCAAUCGGGUUGUUUGUAAGUUAUGUUUUAUAUUUGCUUUACAUCUGUAGUGUGUUGCAUGAAUAACACUCUAGUUUAAUAAAGAAAGCAUUACAUCACAGAACAGAAGUGGAAGACUGAACGAUUCGGCGAUCAAAACCGGUAACAGAGUCUUUUUCGUUUUUAUUUUUCUUUGAGAAGGUUUUCGCAAAGAAGCAAAUAACAGCAAUAUAAGCAGAACGCUCGAUGCCAAUCGCAUAGCAGCUUUCACAUGCUUUCGUGUGCAUUCGUAUGCGUUCGUGUGUUUUCGUGGAAAAAAGUGAC
Molecule: messenger RNA, 2609 nt
Organism: Sabethes cyaneus
Lineage: Eukaryota; Metazoa; Arthropoda; Insecta; Diptera; Culicidae
Product: mediator of RNA polymerase II transcription subunit 6-like
Exons: 3
Coding region: 126-962 (278 amino acids)
Biological process (GO): regulation of transcription by RNA polymerase II
Cellular component (GO): core mediator complex; mediator complex
Molecular function (GO): transcription coactivator activity
Source: RefSeq, a predicted model, not a curated record